Camelus dromedarius (Arabian camel) is the source of this 2870-nucleotide messenger RNA. RefSeq names its product peptidase domain containing associated with muscle regeneration 1 (gene PAMR1). Gene Ontology annotation, biological process: proteolysis. The record is from RefSeq and is a predicted model, not a curated record. The coding region runs from base 170 to 2332 and encodes 720 amino acids. Gene Ontology annotation, molecular function: serine-type endopeptidase activity; calcium ion binding. NCBI's taxonomy places the organism in Eukaryota, Metazoa, Chordata, Mammalia, Artiodactyla, Camelidae. The transcript is spliced from 11 exons.
GCUCUGGCUGAAGGUGGUUCCCCUCGGAUGAGGAUGGGAGAGCCUGGCGAGCUGAAACCCGAGCUACCGCUCAGCUGGGGCUUGGGGAGGUCCGUGUAAGAGCCGCCUGCCCGCCGGCCUCCUUUGGUCUCUCCCCAGCCUCACUCGGGGCACCGCUGCCACCGGAGCGAUGGAGCUGGGCUGGUGGACGCAGCUGGGGCUCACUUUCCUGCAGCUCCUUCUCAUCUCGUCCUUGCCCAGAGAGUACACAGUCAUUAAUGAAGCCUGCCCUGGAGCCGAGUGGAAUAUCAUGUGUCGGGAGUGUUGUGAAUACGAUCAGAUCGAAUGCGUCUGCCCUGGAAAGAAGGAAGUGGUGGGGUACACCAUCCCUUGCUGCAGGAACGAGGAGAAUGAGUGUGACUCAUGCCUGAUUCACCCGGGUUGUACCAUCUUUGAAAACUGCAAGAGUUGCCGAAACGGCUCAUGGGGGGGUACCCUGGAUGACUUCUACGUGAAGGGGAUCUACUGUGCAGAGUGCCGCGCCGGCUGGUAUGGAGGAGACUGCAUGCGUUGUGGCCAGGUCCUACGAGUCCCGAAGGGUCAGAUUUUGUUGGAGAGCUACCCGCUAAAUGCUCACUGCGAAUGGACCAUUCACGCCAACCCUGGGUUUAUCAUCCAGCUAAGGUUUGUCAUGUUGAGCCUGGAGUUUGACUACAUGUGCCAGUACGACUAUGUGGAGGUCCGCGACGGGGACAGCAGCGACAGCCAGAUCAUCAGGCGUUUCUGUGGCAACGAGCGGCCAGCUCCCAUCCGAAGCACGGGCUCCUCCCUCCACGUCCUCUUCCACUCAGAUGGCUCCAAGAACUUCGACGGCUUCCAUGCCAUUUUUGAGGAGAUCACAGCGUGUUCCUCGUCCCCUUGUUUCCAUGACGGCACCUGCCUCCUUGACAGCACCGGAUCUUACAAGUGUGCCUGCCUGGCAGGCUACACCGGGCAGCACUGUGAAAACCGCCUUGAAGAAAGAAACUGCUCAGACCCUGGGGGGCCAGUCAAUGGGUACAAGAGGGUGACAGGAGGCCCCGGGCUCCUGGAAGGGCGCUAUGCAAAAAUUGGCACCGUCAUGUCCUUCUUUUGUAACAACUCGUACGUUCUUAGUGGCAAUGAGAUGAGGACUUGCCAGCGGGAUGGAGAGUGGUCGGGGAAACAGCCCAUCUGCAUAAAAGCCUGUCGAGAACCAAAGAUCUCAGACCUGGUGAGACGGAGAGUUCUUCCAAUGCAGGUUCAGUCAAGGGAGACACCAUUACACCAGCUGUAUUCAUCAGCCUUCAGCAAGCAGAAACUGCAGGACGCCCCGACCAAGAAGCCAGCUUUUCCCUUUGGAGACCUGCCCCCCGGGUACCAACAUCUGCACACUCAGCUCCAGUACGAGUGCAUCUCGCCCUUCUACCGCCGCCUGGGCAGCAGCCGGAGAACGUGUCUGAGGACUGGGAAGUGGAGCGGGCGUGCCCCAUCCUGCGUCCCUAUCUGCGGGAAAACUGAGAACGUCACCACUCCGAAGACCCAGGGGACGCGCUGGCCGUGGCAGGCGGCCAUCUACAGGAGGGCCAGCAGGGUGCACGGUGGCAGCCUGCACAAGGAUGCGAGGUUCCUGGUCUGCAGCGGCGCCCUGGUGAAUGAACGCACCGUGGUGGUGGCUGCCCAUUGCGUGACCGAACUGGGGAGGGUCUCCGUGAUCAAGACAGCAGACCUCAAAGUUGUCCUGGGAAAAUUCUACCGAGAUGAUGACCGGGAUGAGAAGAGCAUCCAGAGCUUGCGGAUUUCUGCAAUCAUCCUGCAUCCCAACUACGACCCCAUCCUGCUGGAUGCUGACAUCGCCAUCCUGAAGCUCCUGGACAAGGCUCGCAUCAGCACCCACGUGCAGCCCAUCUGCCUGGCGGCCCCUCGGGACCUCAGCACCUCCUUCCAGGAGUCCCGCAUCACCGUGGCUGGCUGGAACGUCCUGGCAGACGUGAGGAGCCCUGGCUUCAAGAACGACACACUGCGCUCAGGGGUGGUCAGGGUGGCGGACUCGCUGCUGUGUGAGGAGCAGCACGAGGACCACGGCAUCCCAGUCAGCGUCACAGACAACAUGUUCUGUGCCAGCCGGGACCCCACCGCCCCUUCUGACAUCUGCACGGCAGAGACGGGGGGCAUCGCAGCUGUGUCCUUCCCGGGUCGGGCGUCCCCUGAGCCCCGCUGGCAUCUGGUGGGGCUGGUCAGCUGGAGCUAUGACAAAACAUGCAGCCACAGCCUCUACACAGCCUUCACCAAAGUGCUGCCUUUCAAAGACUGGAUCGAGAGAAACAUGAAAUGAGCCUCAGGCCCGUGGAGAAGCUUUUCCGAGCAUCCAUCCAUCCAUCCGGAUGUGUGUUGCCCCAGGCAGUGUGGACCUGAAGUGUGAUUCUGCCCAUGAACUGGGCUGUGCCAGGGCUUCUGAUUUCAAGGACAAAACCAGUGGAGGGUGAGGAGAGCUUACUUUCUGGUGGGCCCCUGCCUCCCUGACUGCUGGGACCAUUGGGAAGAUACCAGGGCUACUUGCAAGAACUGUUUCUUCAAAAUAGACUACAUGAAUAGCAAAGGAUUCCUCCCCAUUCAAACAACUCAGUGGCCUUCCCCACCAGCCCUUCAGAGGUGCAAAUGCUGUGGUCAGCUCUGGACGAGAGAGGACUGACUGGCUUCGUCAGGUCUCUUCCAAGGCUCCAGCCAGACCAAGUUCCAAACGGCCACUUGUGGAGCCAGCUGUGGUGCUGGUGUCUGUGCACACCACCACGGCACGGCGUGGUCCUUUGCCCUCCCAGUCCCCUGUACACACUUUAAUAAAACAAGGGUUGGCUUCUGACCCACAGAACAGA